AUGACAAGGCAAACUGAAAUCUUAUCGUAUACGAUGGACAGAAAUAGUUUAGAUCAAAACUGUUUAGGAAGCAACAGUUUUUGUUCUCCUAUAACUCCAGGGCCCUCAAUUCCGCUGGACAAUGAGAAUUCUCAAAUCCAACACCAACCGGUUCCAUCACAAAUAAUUCAAAGGACAAUAAUGAAUAUGAAGGAAGAACCAUUAUUUUAUUCAACAGACUAUUCAGAAGACAUAAAUUGCAACAGGGUAAUUCGUAUGAAACAGGAAGCAUUCUUUCAAUCUACUGUCAGAGAACAUUUUCAACGUAAAAUAAACAAACAGCAAUCAAGUGUAUCAAUUGCCCCACAUAAUUCACAAGCAAGCAACAAUAGCCCUGUUCUUAAUAUUAAACAAGAAACAAACUUUCAAACAAAUCUAAGGGAAAUAAAUAGUACAAACAAUAUUAAUUUACUUCAAAGGAAUGGAACAAUUGUAUCGACUACUCUGCACACCUAUAUCCCAAGCAAUAAUAUUAUUUCAAAUCCAGGGCAAACUGAAAUCUUAUCUUAUACGAUGGACAGAAAUAGUUUAGAUCAAAACGGUUUAGGAAGCAACAGUUUUAGUUCUCCUAUAACUCCAGGGCCCUCAAUGCCGCUGGACAAUGAGAAUCCUCAAAUACAACACCAGCCGGUUCCAUCACAAAUAAUUCAAAGCACAAUAAUGAAUAUGAAGGAAGAACCAUUAUUUUAUUCAACAGACCAUUCAGAAGACAUAAAUUGCAACAGGGUAAUUCGUAUGAAACAGGAAGCAUUCCUUCAAUCUACUGUCAGAGAACAUUUUCAACGUAAAAUAAACAAACAGCAAUCAAGUGUAUCAAUUGCCCCACAUAAUUCAAUAGCAAACAACAAUAGCCCUGUUCUUAAUAUUAAGCAAGAAACAAACUUUCCGGCAAAUCUAAGGGAAAUAAAUUGUACAAACAAUAUUAAUUUACUUCAAAGGAAUGGAACAAUUGUAUCGACUGCUCUACACACCUAUAUCCCAAGCAAUAAUAUUAUUUCAAAUCCAGGGCAAACUGAAAUCUUAUCUUAUACGAUGGACAGAAAUAGUUUAGAUCAAAACGGUAUAGGAAGCAACAGUUUUAGUUCUCCUAUAACUCCAGGGCCCUCAAUGCCGCUGGACAAUGAGAAUCCUCAAAUACAACACCAGCCGGUUCCAUCACAAAUAAUUCAAAGCACAAUAAUGAAUAUGAAGGAAGAACCAUUAUUUUAUUCAACAGACUAUUCAGAAGACAUAAAUUGCAACAGGGUAAUUCGUAUGAAACAGGAAGCAUUCUUUCAAUCUACUGUCAGAGAACAUUUUCAACGUAAAAUAAACAAACAGCAAUCAAGUGUAUCAAUUGCCCCACAUAAUUCACAAGCAAGCAACAAUAGCCCUGUUCUUAAUAUUAAACAAGAAACAAACUUUCAAACAAAUCUAAGGGAAAUAAAUAGUACAAACAAUAUUAAUUUACUUCAAAGGAAUGGAACAAUUGUAUCGACUACUCUGCACACCUAUAUCCCAAGCAAUAAUAUUAUUUCAAAUCCAGGGCAAACUGAAAUCUUAUCUUAUACGAUGGACAGAAAUAGUUUAGAUCAAAACGGUUUAGGAAGCAACAGUUUUAGUUCUCCUAUAACUCCAGGGCCCUCAAUGCCGCUGGACAAUGAGAAUCCUCAAAUACAACACCAGCCGGUUCCAUCACAAAUAAUUCAAAGCAAAAUAAUGAAUAUGAAGGAAGAACCAUUAUUUUAUUCAACAGACCAUUCAGAAGACAUAAAUUGCAACAGGGUAAUUCGUAUGAAACGGAAAGCAUUCUUUCAAUCUACUGUCAGAGAACAUUGUCGACGUAAAAUAAACAAAUAG
This is a messenger RNA of Macrosiphum euphorbiae (potato aphid), 1878 nucleotides long. The record is from the annotation of a GenBank genome assembly. NCBI's taxonomy places the organism in Eukaryota, Metazoa, Arthropoda, Insecta, Hemiptera, Aphididae.